Molecule: messenger RNA, 1766 nt
Organism: Thrips palmi
Lineage: Eukaryota; Metazoa; Arthropoda; Insecta; Thysanoptera; Thripidae
Product: deoxynucleoside kinase-like
Exons: 1
Coding region: 807-1505 (232 amino acids)
Cellular component (GO): cytoplasm
Molecular function (GO): deoxynucleoside kinase activity
Source: RefSeq, a predicted model, not a curated record
GCCCAAGCACAACACUCGAAGUGGCCCUGUAAAAGAAUCUUAUUUAGAAUCCAAGGAAAAUCCUCCAUUCAAAGGAGAAAAACUCACUCACCUUAACGGGAAGACGACCCGGAGAUCGAACCUUACGGUACUGGCCAACUAAACACUGCCUUCCUGAUUGACGGUGCACCCCGGUAAAAAGGACACCCAUCAAAGAUGAGUGUACCAGAACAAGUGUGAAGGCGAGAGCUUGAGGGGCGGGACUGACGCCCAUCCAGGCUCCGCAUCGAGUGGGUCGCUACGCAUGCGCUCCCCCACUUCAACUGCAUCGAGUUCCGCGAAAAGCAAAGCCGUACCGACCAACGCAUGAUGAGUGGUUCGCACCAGCGAGACUCCAGACUGAAUGACCGGAAUGGCGCCAAUAAUUUAUGGAAAGCCAGAGCUCGGCGAUACGGAAUAAUAAGGCUCUAAAGAUUACGAGGCGAGAAGCCGUACGUUGACACCAACGUCACGUUCCAAAUCGAACGGUUAUCGCGGAUCGUUAAAUCAAAGGGCUCGGCGAAAAGGCGGCAAGGCGGUCCAGAAGCUGGAAGCCGACCGAGUGAAAUGGUGCCAACCGAGAAAAGCCGAACCAAGCGUGCGACCACACAGGAGCGGACGGCCAGAGUUGACAUUUGUGGCACGGUAGGUGCCGGCCAGAACAAUAGUCAUUCAACCCGAGACCGAUAGCGCACCAGGAAACGCGUUCAAGGCACGCACAGAGGCCAGUGGCCUAGGAGCAGAAUGGGACGGCUCCAGUAGCCCAGAAGCCUCUCACAAGAACAGACAUGGAAAUUUUAGUCGCCCUCGGAGGGUUGGCGUUGGCCACCCUGCUAAUCAUCCGAAACAUCUGCCGGCGAAGCAGACGACGGACCAGAGUCAACAAAAUCAUGGUGUACGUAGAAGGCAACAUCGGAGUAGGAAAGACCACUUUAUUGCAAAAACUGGCAGAAAAAGGGUACCCAGUGGUUCAAGAACCUGUGAAACUUUGGACCGACUGCAACGGAGUGAACUUCUUGGAUCUGUACUCGAAGGACCUACCGAAAUGGGCUUUCACUUUCCAAACGUUAGCCUUGUUUUCAAUCUGGCACGAGCAAGCUGAGGCCUGUGGCAACCAACCUAUAAUAAUUAUGGAAAGAUCGGUCCACAGUGUGGUGAAAAUGUUUGCCCUCAAUCAAUUCAAGAAUGGAUUCCUCAGCCUACCGCAGUACUUAUUACUGGAGAAGCUAUCCCAGAUGCUGUCAGGAAGAUUUAAAAGAAGAGAAGUGUUCAUCUACCUACACACUACAGCUAAGGAAGCACAUCAGAGAAUGAAGCUCAGAGCCCGUUCCGAAGAAACCGGAUUGUCACUGCAGUAUUUUCAACAACUUCAAGAGAUUCUUCUUGGCUGGAUGACUAAGGAAGAAAAACUGCAAUUGGUGGUCAACGCGUCUCAAGGGCCCCAGGAAGUCUUCCGAGUGGUGGAGCGGUUCCUGCAGGCCUUGUGACAGCGGUGUAUGUGGACGGAACAACGGCAGAGAGCAUCCCCAAACAAAGUUAAGUAUUCCAACUCUUUCAAAAGUAAUUAAAUUACUUAGAAAACGAUGGUGUUUGUAGAUAGGAUUUAGCUAGCUAGUCAGGAAACACCAAGGCAAAACCCCCACUCUGAAGUCAGAGGGGCGAGAAAGAAUGUUUUUCUGUGCAGUCCUGUUGUGUAUGUUCAGGAAUUACUUCGGAGCCGAGAACUUCUAGAACGACAAGAACGACCU